GCUCUGUAAUUGUGCGUACAUGUUGUGAAUGUGAUAAAAAAGCGCCAGUUUUCAUGUUAUCAGCCGGCUGUAUUAAAUAGAAUGAUAAUAUACUGUAUUAUUUUUAACUACGAAAAAUAAAUGAAAGUGAUCAUGCUUAUUUUUAUUUUUAUUGUAUGCCCCCUUGAUGGUAUACAAGCAAAUACACAUUGGAUGGUCACAGAAAGUGGCUUAAUUCAGCCAAAGGUUGAUUCUCCAUUUGAAUUGGACCGACCAUACGAUCUGUUAGCUUUCAUAGAUCAAGAGACGUAUUGGAAUGAGAUUAUAGAUAUUUAUAACGAUUUAUCAAAAAGGCAAAUAAUCAUUGAUAAAUUAUGGAAUGAUGUGGAUAAGAACACAGAUAUUGGUUUGCUAGUUCUAGCGGAUAGCAAUUGUUUGAAAGCCGGCCAACUUAAACAGUUGGAUUGGUAUGUGUCAUAUUCUGAUGAUGGUAGUUCUCGGAAUAUUCCAGACUAUGUGUACCAAGUUACACGUCCACUGUUUACUUUGGAUUUACACAUUCCGGACUGCAAGAAAAUAUCAUCAUUAAUUUUUAGUAUGUCUACAUUUGAACAUUUAGAGAGCAUGAUUCAUAGAGAUAAUUUAACUAUGUUGGGAGAGGAGCACUUACCUGAGAAGGUGGCGCCCAUAAUGACUCUAGACCAGUUUGGUAACUGGGUGGCUCGUAUUCUUAAGAAGAACAACACAUCAUGGCUGCAUUAUCACAUGGCUUCCAUGUAUUGGCGUGUGAGAGGUAAAGCUCCUAAGGCAAUUGAGUGCAGUCGCCGGGCUAUACAUUAUGCACCAAGAGAGUAUAAAGAUUUAGCGCUAUUAGGAUUGGGCACAAUACUACAUGUUAGUAGAAUGACGGAAGAUGCAGUGAUUGUAUUGAAUGCGGCAGUAGACCACAAUCCAAACUCAUAUUUAAAUCAUUUUCAUAUAGCCAAUGCUUAUGCGGUGCUCUGUGACUUUAAUAAUACGAGUAGACAUUUGAAUGAUUGUCUGAAAUUGAAUCCUACUUUUGAAAUUGCUAUUAAGCAUAAACAUGGUGCAAAUUGUCUGGGAAAUGUAUGGCAGAAGUUGAUAGUAGUAAAAGUAGCCUUAAAUAAAUUGCGUGAUGAGCUUGUAAUAUACGGUCAGAAAGAGGCUCAGUUGCUUAAAUUACAAGCAUCAAUACUAAAGGCGAUGAAGCUAAAAGAGGAACAUGAUUAUAUGAGUGUUGUGAAAAACUGUGAGAAAAUGACAGAGUUAACUGGUCUCGAUAUAAAAGCACUUAAAGUAAGAGGUGAUAGGAAUUCACUGAUUAAGUACUUUCUCGAUGGACCAAUAUAUAAUGAUCUGUGGACAGAUAAAACCAGUUUACAUGUGAUUGAAGUGGCAUUUAGUCUGCAGAGAUUGGCCAGACAUGUUGAUAAGCAUUCAAGCUUAGCUUCAGAACUAAUGGCUCAGUCUGAUUUACUUCGGUCUGCGGAACAUAGAGCUUUGAAGGAUUUGAUGCCAUCCUCAAUACCAGAUAUUCCAAGUAAGGAAAAUACAGAAGUAAAGCAAGAAACAAAGAUUGAUAAAAAAGCAAGUACUAUUGAAGAGGAGUUGGAUGUAUUUGAAGUUGGAGUACAUUUGUUCCCACCUACAAUGAAGAUAAAUCGCAACGCUGAAGAUUUUGACAACGAUCCAGAUUGGCCGUCGAAAAGUUUUUGUAAAGAACACGAAAGGAAUUUUCCGCAGAAUGUAGAAGCUAUAUAUCCUGUAUUUAUGCCUUUUGAAAACAAAGGCUUAAUGCUGGGUACACUGUUAACGGAUAAGUUGGGAGUGCCGGCAUCUGAGGAACAUGAUCUCCCAUGGCACCCUCCCACCUGCCCUCAUGAUAAAGUCUCUGCAGCCUUCACACAGAAGAGAAAGAGUCAGCUGGUAGGAGAAGUGAUAAGAACGGAUCAGCUGAAGCAGAAGUUGUUGGAGUACGCGGGCAACGGCAACAGCGACCUCGUGCGGCACAUGCACGACGCUGAAAUUGGACAUAGGAUAUACUCCGCCGUGCAAAAGAGAUUGGCACCAAAAUGGAUUCUAUACACAUUAUCAUCACUGUACUGGCGAGCUCGUGACAACAACGUGAACGCACUGCACUGUCUGCUGACCGCCAGUAAAGGUGUGCCCAUACGAUACAAGGAUCUUGUGCUCAUCUCCCUCGCCUCCGUCUGCUUGGAGAUGGGAUACUUCGAUGAAGCUCUGACAGCAGCUGAAGAGGCUUUCAGACUUAGCUUGUACGAACCGGCAACAAACUUCAUUUUAGCAGAAUUAAACAUGUUGAAGAAACAUCGGCAUACCCAUUUGUUUCACCUGAAACAAGUUGUGCGAGUUGACAAGGAGUUCCUCGGUGGUAUUGCUAAAAAUAUAUUGUAUGCUUGGGGCUGUGUAUUAAAACAGGCCAUUGAUUUAUCUGAUUUUGAUUAUGGCAAAAGCGAUGUGUGCACACAAUUAGAGCCGGGUGUGAACAUGGUGUGCGACAGGGACGGCACCAACUGUCAUGUCACUAAUGUCAAAUGUCCCAGUUAUAUGGAGAAAGCGGAUAAAAGCGUAUUAGUUCGUCUACUGGAGCUAAAAGACGAGAGUAUAAGACAAGCGCACGUCGACAACAUGGACGAGGAUCUGUUCGACCGGAUCAUAAAGAACAUGCCGAGAGACCGCGCAGACUUCCUCGGCCAUCAGCUCAACCUGGACACCAUGAUGAUCACCAUAGCAAAUUCUCUCAAGGGUUGCGGACCCAAAGGAUGUCAUACUAUGCAGGCGGAGGACAUGGCGCUGCAGGAGGAAGACUGUACGUACCAUCACCUGCAGCUGGGCUACUGGCUGCAUAUUGUUAGUUUCAAGCAGCCCUUCUCUGAUCCUAACUUGCGUCUGUUAGAUAUAACAUCACUGAGUCCGUCUAACAAGAAGGUUCCUGAGUGCCGGAUAAACGGAGAAACUGCACGGGAUUACUUCCUGGAGCGUGUGAUGCGCGUUGACGCGGAGCACUGGGAGCCUGUACUUACACUCAUGCAUCAGUUUGCUGAAGUAUUUAACUACUUUGACUACGUCACGCUGGGAGCCAAGAUAUCCAAGUAUUUGGAGAAUAAGCCACGUUCGUGGUCGGGGGCGCUGUCGGCGGCGUGGUGGUGCGGCGCGAGCGGGCGCGGCGAGUGCGCAGUGCGCUGUCUGGUCGCCGCCCUCUCCCUCGCGCCGCAAGCGCACGCGCAUCACGUCUGGCGCUCCAUCGUCGCUCUGCUGCACACGCAAUCAAAACAAAGGGACGCAAAAGAGAUCGCAUACCUAUCAUUCUAUCUUUCGCCAAAGAGCAAAGUGGAGGCCUUCCUGGUGGCUGUAUCACAUACAUGCGUUGCGGAGUUCGAGGAGGCGGUGUGGAUGUACCGGUACGCGCUGUCGUACGACCAGAGGUACCUGCCGGCGAAGGCGUGUCUGCACGCCACCAUCUGCCUCAUGGUCUUUGGCGAGAAUGCCAAAGAGCAAGCGGGAUAACUUGCAUAAUAUACCAAAGAGUAAAACAUGUCGAGGUUAUAGAAAAGUUCGUGCCGAUUUAUAAAGUCUUUGAUUGCAUUUAAAACUGAAGUAAUAAGUAGUAAUAAAUGAAAAUCUGCUUAUCCGAUGUCGUCAAUCUGUUUGGACGUAGAAAUAGAUUUUAACAGCUGUAUAUAAUGAUAUGUUUUGGAACUGAAUUCCAAUACCUUUGUGUAUUUAAAAAAAGCUUUUAGCUUUUCUUUUUUUUUUACUGGAAAAUUUUGUUGGUCCAGUUUUAUUUUGACACGAUGUAGCUAAUAGUCAACAAAGUUCUCUUACAAAUUGGCACGAACUUUUCCGUUUACCCUACAUAUAGUCAUUUCAAUAUAACUUAAUAUCCAAUUUUUUAGAUUAAGAAAUAAUAAGUACAAUUUUUUCCUGUUAAUUCUUUAUAUAUUAAUUAAUAUAAAGCUGAUAAUACUACAAAUCUUUGAAAAUAGAUUUAUAUCCAAUAUGCAGUACAUUUUUAAUACUGAACUUCAAAUGUUUGUUUUGUACACUGAAGUACUUUUCUAUCGACUCAAAUUUUGUGAUAUAUUUUUAAUGAAAUACAGUCGAGCCCGGAAAAGCAACAGUCCGAGGCGACACAAUAAUUUUCUCUUUUAUAGAGGUUUCUCGUUUACGGAGAUCGUCCGGACAAGUCGCUUACAGAAGUUUUUGGUUUAUCCACGUUCGAUUGUGUAUUUUUUUAUAUCAUAA
Papilio xuthus (Asian swallowtail) is the source of this 4266-nucleotide messenger RNA. RefSeq names its product tetratricopeptide repeat protein 17. Lineage: Eukaryota; Metazoa; Arthropoda; Insecta; Lepidoptera; Papilionidae. Gene Ontology annotation, biological process: actin filament polymerization. The coding region runs from base 121 to 3528 and encodes 1135 amino acids. The transcript is spliced from 19 exons. Gene Ontology annotation, cellular component: cytoplasm; actin cytoskeleton. The record is from RefSeq and is a predicted model, not a curated record. Gene Ontology annotation, molecular function: protein binding.